AUGUCCACCGUUACCAGUGAGCAGGCGCAGCCGCGUUGCGCUCUGGCGCCGUUCAACAACCCCACCGCGGAUAUCGUCCUCAGAAGUAGCGACAGGACGGACUUCCGGGUGCGUAGCGUCAUCGUUGCAGAGGCUUCAGAGGUGUUCGCAGGCAUGUUCGCCAGCCCACAGCCGCCCCGCGGCGCCAGCGGCGUCGACGACAAUGCCGACUACGUCGGGGACACGCCUGUCGUCCAGCUGGCCGAGGACGCAAAAACCCUCGACGACCUCCUCCGUCUGUGCUACCCGGUCGCGGACCCUGUGGUGGACGGCGGGCAGCAACUGCGCCGAGUCCUCGCGGCGGCGAUGAAGUACGCGAUGGAGGAAGCCAUUGCGGUGAUGCGGACGCAGCUGCGCGCACUCAUCCGUACAAGUCCUUUCGAAGGAUGGGUGAUUGCGUGCAAACUCAAGCUGGAGGAGGAUGCCCGGAGGGCUGCGUUCACGCUCUACUCGGCCGUCCGCCCCUUCGACAACCAAGAUGCCACGCUCAGUACGAUCAGCGCCGGACAGUACUUCCGCCUG
Messenger RNA from Trametes versicolor FP-101664 SS1, 561 nucleotides. RefSeq lists its product as uncharacterized. The annotation marks the transcript as partial. The record is from RefSeq and is a predicted model, not a curated record. The transcript has a single exon. Gene Ontology annotation, molecular function: protein binding. NCBI's taxonomy places the organism in Eukaryota, Fungi, Basidiomycota, Agaricomycetes, Polyporales, Polyporaceae.